This is a messenger RNA of Ochlerotatus camptorhynchus, 5110 nucleotides long. It is a transcript of the gene Rbp6, whose product is annotated as RNA-binding protein 6. Gene Ontology annotation, biological process: regulation of translation. The transcript is spliced from 16 exons. Gene Ontology annotation, cellular component: cytoplasm. The record is from RefSeq and is a predicted model, not a curated record. Gene Ontology annotation, molecular function: mRNA binding. Bases 1705 to 2886 code for a protein of 393 amino acids. Lineage: Eukaryota; Metazoa; Arthropoda; Insecta; Diptera; Culicidae.
CCGAGCAGGACCAGUUAGUUAGUAGCCGUAGCAGCCAGAAGCAUCAGCCGCAGGAAGCAGCUCAGCAGCAGCAACAGCAAAUAGCAGAAGCUAACACACCACAAAUCUCAGUGUCUCAUCGAAAAGUACACGUCGGAAGUCGUUAGAGGGUAUCAGAAUCCAUCGGCGGAUAAACCCCCGGGAUCCCAUUUUGUCUCGAUUUUGCGGUCGUUUUGUCGAGUGGUUGCAAGCCCGGUUUGGCGAAGCUCCGAAACGUCACCUUCGACUUCGAUUCAAGUUCGAUUUAGCUACCCAGUAGAAGCCGGUCUCGGAGUGCCGUUGAAGCUGCUGACCGCGUCUCAGACUCUCGGAAGUAGUUCGAACAUCAGUCUGUGUGGAAAAAAAAGUGCGGCCACUGUUCGUGUUUCGUUUACCGACACCACACACCAGCUUAGUAUACUGUAGUUUGGUAGUUGCAUCACCAGAGAAACAACAACAUUUGACACUUUCCAACAAUACAGACACCCGCCAGCUUUAGAGCAGCACACAGAUCAUCCCCCUCUGAUACAGAUUCAAAUUUUACACAUCUUUCCGAGUCAUUACGCGCCGUGGUUCAAUACCGAAGUGCAUACAAAGCCGCCGCCGUCGAGUUGAGUUCGUCGUUGAAUUCGUCACUGGCACCAGAAGCAGCCGCAGCAGAAAUAUUUCGAAAAACAGCCAAUCGGAACUGAGCUGAGAUAACCUCCAGAAAUUCCCUCCUCAACCCCCCGCGAGACCCCAAAGUGCGAAUCCCGUUUUUGGUGGUGAUCUUUUUGGACGACGCCAAACGCCGGCCGACGGAAAGCGAAGCGCUACGCAACACAACGCAGUUCAAGUGUGCGGCUAUAAUUGAAUCGACGGAAGUUCAUUCAAAAUUGAACGCUAUCACUCCCAACAGCGAAUAAUAUUCUAUAAAUAAAUAUUCAAACAAGUAUAAAUAAACCAUUAGUAGUUAAUUGAUAGUUUAUGGGUUUUGAUCGGAUUUACCGCAGCGAGUAGCCAAGUAUAAGCAAACACCACAUUUUUGGGGAAAAAUCAGAACCAUACCACUUAUUACCACGUUGAUUGUAGAGUUCAGUGUUAGAUCGUGUUCCGUGUAUAAUCGUGUUGUUCUACAAGUUAGUAUCCGUGUACAACAUCUUGGAAAACGCCACAUCGUAUCUACCGAUAAGGAAAAUUUUGUGUAAACAAACACCGCGUUCGUCGUAGUCAGUUCGAUAUCUGAGUGAUAGCCGAUAGCUAUAUUCUGCAAGUUUCCGCUGCAUCAACACAAAGUAUUGAUCGGAGAAGUGUCUGAGAAGAACCCGAUUUCCCGAAUUUCCACCGAAGAUCACCAAUCACGUGGCAUCGUGUUGUUGAGAAGCGAAGCACUAGCAGCAUCGUGUCUGUGAUCGACCAAAAGUUGAAGCAAUAGUUGUAAUAGUAAAAGAAAAUCCUUAAGUCUUCUGAAGAAGAAGCCAAGUUGAGUCAAUAAAGUCGAAAUCCAAGUGCUGUGAUCUUUGCGAGAAAGGAAGAAAAGGAAAAAAGAAGCGUAUUUGAAAUAGUCUUCGAGUGUCGUGUUCCCGAAUUGGAAGAUUUUGUGAUAACGCAAAGCGUGGUUAGCAAGUAGCCCAGAGAGCUAUCGAGAAGAAGAAAAAAUCCAGAAGCAUUUACGCACCGUUGGAACAAGCAAUCAAGCUGUGGAAGAUGGAGCACCAAAGCCAGGAUCUCGGAGCGCACCAAGCCGGCAAUCAGGCUGAAGUGCCAAACGACCCAGGGUAUGUGCAGAAUGAUGUCAAUGAACAAAAUUUAAAAAUGUUCAUCGGAGGACUCAGUUGGCAGACAAGUCCAGAAAGCCUUAGGGAUUACUUUAGCAAAUUCGGAGAAAUCACAGAAGUCAUGGUAAUGAAGGACCCCACGACGCGGAGGUCGAGCUCGUCUGCGAUGGGAUUGGCUGACUCCUCUGCUCCCCUGUACUCGAGGCCAAGAGGGUUUGGCUUCAUCACAUUCGGCGACCCCGCCAGCGUAGACAAAGUAUUAGCACAUGGUACACACGAAUUAGAUGGUAAAAAGAUCGACCCCAAAGUAGCAUUUCCUAGGAGAGCACAUCCAAAGAUGGUGACGAGAACGAAGAAGAUAUUUGUGGGUGGUUUAUCAGCACCUACCACACUGGAGGACGUGAAAAGUUACUUCGAGCAAUUUGGACCGAUUGAGGACGCUAUGCUGAUGUUCGACAAACAAACCAACCGACACAGAGGCUUUGGAUUCGUCACAUUUCAGAGCGAAGACGUAGUGGACAAAGUUUGCGAAAUCCACUUCCACGAAAUCAAUAACAAAAUGGUCGAAUGCAAAAAAGCCCAGCCCAAAGAAGUGAUGCUUCCAGCGAACCUGGCGAAAACGCGCACCGCCGGACGUGGGACAUACGAUUUUAUGUGGUCGCUGGGGACUUUACCUGAUGGUUUCCCCGCCGCCGCAUACGCUGCGUACGCAGCCGGUCGUGGCUUCUCCGGCUAUCCGAGCUUUGGACUACCGUACCCCACAGUUGAUAUCACGAACGGACAGCUGACACCAAACAAUAAUACCCCGCUGCUAACACAGGCUCUAUCAGUGAUGAACAAUUACCAGGCGGCAGCGGCCGCAGCAGCGCAAGGCUUCGGAACACCGGCGUCGCCACACACGACGACCGGGGCGCGGACCGGCUUCACCAACACCAACUCACCCGGACCGACGAUCGACAUGUACAGCUCGAGCGCGGCGGACAGCGUAGGUUACGUCCAGGCAACAAGCCCCCAGCCGUCCGGAUUCCCCACGAUCGCCGUCAGCCGUGCGCCGCUGAAUUACAGCCCGGGCCAACUGAUUCCAGCAGCGUUCACCAAUGGCUACCAUUGAAAACUAGCAAGCAAUAUAAGAUCACCAUCUUCGCUAUUAUUUUGGAACGGGGUAUGAUUUCCAUUUGUCCCAGCAACAACAAUUAGAACAACAACAACAUCAGCAAGCAGAAGUAAACCAGCAAAGCCGACGAUGAUCACAACAGCCAAAUCUUAAAAUACACGCGCUACAGUUAGUGAACAGUGUGCAACAACAACAGUCAGCCGAAACGUCACCCAAGACAUGUCAACCCGUGAAAGUAUGUUUGAGAAUCAGAAGGACGAAGUUCGAUUUGACAUGAAAUGCAUCCCCCCGUCUCCUCGUCUUGCGAACCAAGCACACGCUACAUAUGUGUGUGUGUCAAAGUGAUUACAAGCUGUGUCGUAGGAUAUGUUUUGUGAAUUCUUCUCGUUUACCAAUUCUAGAUUCUUGUUUUGUUUUGGGAUGCCAAUUUGACGGAAGGUAAUUUCUAAACGUGCAAACAAAAUCCCACCUUUGUAGUAGGCCGAGAGGAACAAAUUAGAUGAAACCAAUAUUUAAAAAAAAAAAUACUUCAGUUUGAAUGGCUUGGUGAGGGCGUGCAUAUGUUUGAAUGAGUGCAUCGCAGUAGGCUGACGUCAAUUUGAAAUAACAAAAAAAAAAAAAAAGACACAAGAAAUACGAACACACAAAACGUGCGAGUGCGUCGAACGUGGCAGUUGAAAUCUACCAAACCACAUACACAAAAUGAUAAUAAUGCUAAAGGACAGGUUAAGAAACCAAUUCAAUGAAAACAAAAAUCUACUAACACAAACACACGUACAUAUAUUUUAGGUAAGCAAACAACCCAACAAAAGAAAACACAAAAAGUGCAUCAUUGUUUAAGACGCUAUUAAGAAGCAAAGACAUGAGAUCAUUUGUUUCGAAAAAUAUUUGUUAUUCUCUUUAUAUUUACUUAAUUUUAACCUUUAACUACAAUUAUUAACUAAAAGUGUAAGCGGAUGGAUGGAAGCCGAAUACUUUAAAGAAACAAAUACCAAGUAAACAUGUUUAAGAAAACACACACACAAAACAAUGAGUGGAUGUCAAAAUUCACACACACAAACACAUACACACAUACAAUAAUUAAGCAAAACUUAUUACGUUUCCGUUUUUUGCUGCAAGCAAGCAUCUAUUAAACAAAUAUGAUAAGUUUUUACUUUUUAAAAGAAUUAAAAGGUAAUUAUGACGACGAAGAAGGUGGAGAACCAGUUGAAGGAGCUAGUGGUCUUAGGUAUAUAUAUUUAUUAAUAUGGAAAGGACAGGAACAUUAAACGAAAGGAAGCUAACUUUUGUGCGCCAUAAGCGAACCGUUUUUAGCACCUACUAUUCCUCAUUUUAAAUUAAUGUAAACAUUCAAGCCCUGUGUACUCAGACUGUUGUUGUCGCAAGGAACCAGCAGAAGCGAAACUCGUGUUUUCUUCUUUUUGACUGCGGAAAGCAAGGCUUGUAUUUCAUUUUAUUACUUGUUCCAAUUUCGAAACGUCAACAGAAGCACAUUGUUUAUUCGUGAAAAACUGAAAACAGGAAAAUUUAAACCAACCAAACAAAGGUCACACCCACAGCAUAGAAACAUUGGCAAAUGGAAAGCAACAAAUUAAAAUUGUGUACGAAAUUGAAAUGCGAAUGUCAGCGAAAGAAAGGAAAAUGCAAUAAUAAUUGUUACUAAAAGUAAUGCAGUAAGCAAAACCAAAAAAAAAGAGAAAAAUGAGGCCGAGAAAUGUGGACGAGGAAACAUUCAUCAUUAGAGCAGAAUUAAGAAAAAAAAAAUCAAGGAAAAUUGUGAACAGAUGAAUACUUUGGAUAUUUUUUACACUUGAAUGGUAAAAAGCAGCUAUCCAAACAAAAAAAGAAAAAAAAAACAAGGAAAAGAAGGAGAUAAAUUUAAUGAGAAUGUAAAUUAUUAUAAAUACAUGAAAUAUAUGAAUUAAAGAAAGCGUAAUUCAAAGGAAGAAAAAACAAAAAAAAACUUAGUUAAAUAUAAAUUAUAUUGAAAUUUAAAUUAAAUAAAUAAAAUAAUACAAAUAUUUAAAACAAAUACUAUGAUAAUAAAAUAAUUAUAAAUUAAUUUUUAUCAUUCAGACAAACUCAUGAACAAAAACCAAAUGGGAAAACUGGACAAAACAAAGCAAAAAAAAAUAACACUAAGAACGCAAAACCAAACAAGAACAAUUUAAAUGUGCAAACACGGACACAGAUUUAUGUGAGCGGAUUAUUUCAAUUUAAC